ACAGCAACCACCAACAAUUGAAACCUCCACUGCACUCUACCUUCACAACCCACAAACACCAUCUACCUCAUUCGAGCCCCAUCAACAGCCCCACAGAAUCCUCAUUCGAGAUGUCCAGCAGAAGCAUGUCCGUCCAAUUCCGCUACGCCGAUGACAUGGGAUUCGGCACGGCGGAGAUCCGCGAUCAGGUGACGCGGAUUAUCCUCGAAGACACCGGCUCGGACGUCUGGGCUAGUACGCGGAAUAUCCCCCCGACCAACUUCUUGACUCUCUCCGAGAAAGCAAUCGAGCAACUGCGGGCGGUGGACGGGGUGGUGGUUCUGCGGGCUGAGGCGGUAGAUUCUACUCAGUAG
This is a messenger RNA of Aspergillus uvarum CBS 121591, 353 nucleotides long. RefSeq lists its product as uncharacterized. The transcript has 4 exons. Lineage: Eukaryota; Fungi; Ascomycota; Eurotiomycetes; Eurotiales; Aspergillaceae. The record is from RefSeq and is a predicted model, not a curated record. The coding region runs from base 111 to 353 and encodes 80 amino acids.